Molecule: messenger RNA, 1635 nt
Organism: Trichogramma pretiosum
Lineage: Eukaryota; Metazoa; Arthropoda; Insecta; Hymenoptera; Trichogrammatidae
Product: acyl-CoA Delta(11) desaturase-like
Exons: 6
Coding region: 355-1422 (355 amino acids)
Biological process (GO): unsaturated fatty acid biosynthetic process
Cellular component (GO): endoplasmic reticulum membrane
Molecular function (GO): stearoyl-CoA 9-desaturase activity; iron ion binding
Source: RefSeq, a predicted model, not a curated record
CGACCAUUGCAGCUUAGCCUCGCCGAGUAUAUAUAUUUGCCCAAGCCUUCAUUCCUGCGAGACUUUCGUGUCGUCUCGUAUUUUCGUGGCUCUCCGUGGCGGAGAUGAAUUUGGUGCGAGUGUCAAAGUGACGGAUUGACAACGAGCAGCAGCGGCAGCAGCAGUAUACGCGCGUGUUCCGUUUAUAUGAGUUUCUUGUGACACGUUAUAUAGACAGAUAUAUAUUAUAUGCAACAAGCUUCUCGUGUUUCUCGCAGGCACAAUUCGACGAAUACGUUUUGCUUUUUUGUUUUGUUUUGCUUUUGGUGAUAAAAAAUUGAAUGUGCACAAAGGAUUUUUAAAAUCUCACGAAAUAUGUACAGCUCAGUGGUGACGCAGCAACAGUACGAAGUCAAAGAGAUCAGCGCGGAGGCAAAAGAGAAGCCGACAACGACGACGGAAUGCGACUCCGAGCCGACUCCUUUGCCGUGCGACGAGGAGGGCACGCAGCCGAUUAUUUGGCGAAACGUCAUCGGCAUCGCGCUCCUCCACAUCCUUACGAUUCGGGCAUUUUAUCACGUUAUCACGGGCUACGAGCAAGCGACACUGGCCACCUGGAUAUUCACUUCAUCAUGGGGAAUAAUAUCAGGCAUCGGCAUUACCGCGGGCCUUCAUCGUUUAUGGGCUCAUCGGAGUUACUCGGCAAAGCUGCCUCUCAGGAUUUUCUUAGCCACUCUCUACUGCAUGGCUGGCCAGACGCACUUUUACAAAUGGAUCCGAGAUCACAGGACUCAUCACAAGUUCACGGAAACCAAGGCGGAUCCGCACGACGCUAAUCGCGGCUUUUUCUUCUCCCACGUCGGCUGGCUCAUGAUGAAGCGACAUCCGGCUGUCAUCAAGUACGGCAAGAAAAUCGACAUGAGCGAUAUCGAGGCGGAUCCCGUCAUUCGCUUCUUCGACAAGUACUACGAGUUGAUCAUGCUGUCGCUGGCUUUCGUCAUACCGACGCUCAUCCCGGUCUACUGCUUCGGCGAGACUUAUUACGUGGCGAUUCACGCGGUCAUCAUUCGCUACGUUUUCCUGCUCAAUCAGACCUUCCUCGUCAACAGUUUCGCCCACAUGUGGGGCAAUCGUCCAUACAACAGAAACGUCAAACCGACGGACAACGCCGUGGUGUCGUUCUUCGCGCUGGGCGAGGGCUGGCACAACUAUCAUCACGCCUUCCCCUGGGACUACAAAGCCGCCGAGCUGCCCGGCUGGAUGCUGAACCCGAGCACGGCCUUCAUCCAGCUCAUGGCCCUGGUCGGUCUGGCCUACGAUCUCAAGACGCCGAGCAAGGAUCUCAUCGAACGCGUCAGUCUCAAUAAGGGCGACGGCACGAGCAGCUUCUGGGGCAGGGAUCAUCAUCGUCAGCGGGACGCGGAGAUGAAAAAAGAUCGUUGAAAUUUUUUUUUCAUUUAUAGGUGAUAAUAUGAUGCGUGUACAAGAUUGAAUCGAGAACACCGUUAGUCUAUUUAAAUGUACCAUUUUUUAUUUUAAUUAAUAAGUUUGAUGAUUUUUUAUGUAAAUAAAUGAAUAUCAUAUUACGUUUAUGAAGAUGACGAUAAGUGUACUAAUUUAAAAAUAACAACGUGCCACAGAUUUGAGCACUGAUAA